AACAUGUCGAGCUGUCCCCUUAGAGAAUUCAUUUUCAAAAUGGGAUCUUUUCCGAGUCGACUUCACGAUGGUUGGAAAACAGAAGAUAAUUCAGAACGUGCUGUGGUAUACUUCAUACCAGAUAACAUCCACUGUAGGCGGAGAUUGUGGAGAUUGAUGGGGAGCGAAACGGCAGACCUCACAAGCGCCCGCUACAUGGACGCUCUGGCUCAGAAAGUCCACCAGGAGUAUGAGGAGAAGCUGAUAGAACGGGAGCGGGAGCUAGCGCAGAAUGAGGUCCGGCGGGAGCGGGAUCUGAUCAUUCGUGGGCUCAUCCCGGAUCCCGAGGAGCACAAGAAGCGCCAGACCAAGAGGGGCUCAUGGGGCUCCCUUCGGAGGCACAAAGUGAGGACGAAGAAGGGGUCAUCAAGUGCGAGGCCCCCUCAUCCGAAAGAAAAUAUGCCAGAGGGGAUUUCGAGCUACCAGAAAAGGAUAUUGUGCUCUUCAAAUUUUCGCGACUUCACCGAUGAAAUAGGUUCAGGCUCAUCUAGCACAGGAACUAAUAAUGAAUCGUCGGGAUCGAGACGAGCUUCGCGCGAAGGGACAAAACCCAGAUCCUCGGGGAAAUAACUUGUCAACAAACCUGUAAACAGAUCAUCGUAUCAAGUUUUCAAAGUAUUUUAAAGCUGCAUUCCCUAGUCACGUAUACCGUUACAUUCGCAGAGCUAUUUCAAUUUCCCACUUAAAAUUUCAACAUGCCAAGGUCAAUAUUCUACACAAAAAGGAAAGCUUGUUUAAUUUGUAAAUAUAUUUUUGUAUAUACAUUUUGUAAAAGUAAAGGAUGAUAUUGAGCUUCCAGUCUGUAAUAUGAUAAUA
Messenger RNA from Lytechinus pictus (painted urchin), 855 nucleotides. RefSeq lists its product as uncharacterized. The transcript is spliced from 6 exons. The coding region runs from base 4 to 609 and encodes 201 amino acids. NCBI's taxonomy places the organism in Eukaryota, Metazoa, Echinodermata, Echinoidea, Temnopleuroida, Toxopneustidae. The record is from RefSeq and is a predicted model, not a curated record.